AGGCCGCUCCGCCCGCAGAGCCCCGGCAGGAGCCCCCGCACCCCCCAGACCCGGCGGAUUUCAUCCUCGACUGCACCUUCGCCGCCUGCGACCCCGAGCAAACAGGUACCCCCGGGCCUGCCCCUCCCCGGCCCAGGGCCGCUCCCGCCGCGGGGAGACCCGGGGGGGCCGAACCCCCUUCCCCAGCCCCCGCACCCACGGGGGAGGCACGGAGUGGCUCGGGGGCCUCGGAGCCCACCCAGGGGCAGGGACCCCUCCCACCCCCCCGAGCCCCGGGGGCCGGAGCAGCCCCGGGGGGGCCGGGGCCGGUGGCGGGGCCGCUCCAGCCGGUGCCGCGCAGGGACGGUGCUGGCCCGGCGGGUGGUGCAGUACGUGCAGGCGGUGACGGGCCGCAGCGAGGCCGAGCUGCGGGCGCUGGGCCGGGCCCUGGACCCCGCGGCCACCGGCGCCGCCCUGGACCUGCCCAGCUUCCACGCGGCCAUGCGGGGCUGGAUCGCCCAGUGCCGGCAGGACGGGGCCGCGUGGCUCCUGGAGGAUGCAGCAGCCGGAGACCCCAGCACGGUGCUGGCGGCCGAGGAAGGACGCAUGUUCCCAGCCACUGACCUGCUCCAGCCCGACGGGGACAGCUCGGACACAGCCAGCCCCGCCGAGGCCGCGGUGCUGCGGGGCCGGGCGGAGCGGCUGGCGGCCCGGAACGCGCGGCUGCAGCGCGACGCCGAGUCGGCCGAGGAGCUGAGCGCCCGCCUGGCCGAGGAGGUGGCGGGGCUGCGGGCCCAGCUGCGCAGCAGCCAGCUGGCCCUGGAGCGGGCCCGGGCGGCCGCUGAGGAGCUGGAGGAGCUGAAGGUGACGGCCAAGGGGCUGGAGGAGGAGAACAGGGAGCUGAGGCGGCACGUGAGGAAGAUGGAGAAGGAGCAGCAGAGCCUCCGCUCAGAAGCCAACACCCUCCAGGAGGAGAACCAGCGUCUGGUCACCGAGAGCCAAGAGCUGCGGGAGAGUCUGCAGGGGAUGGCGGCUGAGGUGGCCAAGGUGGAGGCCCAGCUCCAUCACUGCUCAACUCUGCUCGCCUCCCGGGACACAGCGCUCGCCCAGGCUGGGCAGCAGGUGCAGGAGCUGGAGCAGGCACUGGAGGAGUCCAACACGGCACUGCAGGAGCUGGAGCUGGAGAUGAAGCAGCUCCAACAGCAACUGGGCCGGAUGCAGGAGGCCUGGGACAAGCCCCCCUGGAGCCCCCCCAGUGACCCCGGUGACAUCCCCGCGCAGCCACUCGGUGCCGAGAUCGCGGCCACGUGCCAGGACCCGGAGCUGGACGUGGAGUCAGUGACACCAGCAGGGGACAGAGAGGGGACAGUAGCCCAGGAGAAGAGGGACCCCCCGGCGCUGCGGCUGCUGCUGGGCCUGGUGGCCCUGCUGGCCUUGCUGGCCCUGCUGGCCCUGCUGUGCUGCUGGCUGGGGCCACCACAGGGCCUGCAGCACUGGCCACAGCCACAGCUCUGCUACCGCCGGCCCCCCCCCGCUCUGAGACCCCCGAGACCCCCCCCGAGACCCCAUAAACACCAUGGCUGCUUUCCCCCAGUCCUCUCACCAGCCCAUCCCAGUUCCCUCCAAUCUCCCCAGUUCCCCCCGAUCCCCCCAAUCCACGCUCACACCCCAUGUUUCUCCAUCACGUUUAUGUAA
This is a messenger RNA of Apus apus (common swift), 1674 nucleotides long. RefSeq names its product KASH domain containing 5 (gene KASH5). Bases 481 to 1674 code for a protein of 397 amino acids. Gene Ontology annotation, cellular component: chromosome, telomeric region; nuclear outer membrane; meiotic nuclear membrane microtubule tethering complex. Gene Ontology annotation, biological process: spindle localization; homologous chromosome pairing at meiosis; actin filament organization. The transcript is spliced from 15 exons. Lineage: Eukaryota; Metazoa; Chordata; Aves; Apodiformes; Apodidae. Gene Ontology annotation, molecular function: dynein complex binding. The record is from RefSeq and is a predicted model, not a curated record.